Messenger RNA from Photinus pyralis (common eastern firefly), 543 nucleotides. RefSeq lists its product as uncharacterized. The record is from RefSeq and is a predicted model, not a curated record. The coding region runs from base 1 to 543 and encodes 180 amino acids. The transcript has a single exon. NCBI's taxonomy places the organism in Eukaryota, Metazoa, Arthropoda, Insecta, Coleoptera, Lampyridae.
AUGGUUUUAACGUUUGUGAAAAGUCAAAAAGGCAACAACAUGUUGAUACUGAACGGUUUCAUUCACAAAAAGGAACGAAUUAUUGAAGGGAAGAUUAUUUGGAAGUGCGCCAGUUACAACAAGUGUAAAUGUCCUGGAAGAGUGCAUACAUUUGAAGGUGAAGUUGUGAAGAGUACAUCCCAUAACCACGUUGCCGAUGCUGCAAAGUUGGAAGCAAGGUCAGUUUGCAAUGAUAUUAAGCGAAUGGCUCAACAAGUUGAACCAACUACUCAAGCGAUAGUGGGUGCAGCAUCAGAAGGGCUAUCACUGGCAGGAGCUGGACAGCUACCCUCUGUAUCUUCUUUAAAACGCACCAUACAGCGAGCCCGAAACCGGUAUGAAGCUAUUCCUGCAAACCCCAUAAAUUUGACAGAGCUGGUGCUUCCUCCGGAAUAUACUGUAACUAACAAUGGCGAACCUUUCCUGUUGUUUGACAGCGGCCCGGGAGAACAACGCAACUUAUUAUUUAGUUCCGAAAGAAAUUUGACGUUCAUGGAGCACUGA